AUGCCACAAUCGAAGCGCGUCCGGUUCCGCGAGGACGAACUGCAGGUGAAAAAUCUGCACCAACUCGGAACCGGUGCCAUCUAUGGCUCCCUAUUGCUCAUCCUUGCUUGCGGGUUGCUAACACGCCAUUUGGCCACUCGCCUACCGGCGGCUCUAACGGUUUCCGAUCUGGAACAAACACCAAACGCGUUCGUCGCCGAACGAGCUUGGACCAGCCUUAAAUCGCUUAACGACAUCGGACCCAAACCAACCGGAAGCUCAGCAAAUGAGGUGAUGGCGCACGAGUUCCUGUCGGGUGAGUUGCGCCGUAUCGAAGCCUCGAAACACGCGAACCAACAGCUUGAGGUGGACAGUCAGACGGCUUCCGGUGCGUUCAGCAUGUCCUUGUUGAACCAAUCGAUGACGAGCGUGUACCGAAACGUGCAGAGUCUCGUGGUGAGGCUCGCUGGCCAAUCGGACAGUGGGGUAGCGUUGUUACUCAACUGCCACUACGAUACGGUCGCCGGAAGUCCGGGUGCGAGUGAUGAUGGUGCAAGUUGCGCCGUCAUGUUGGAGAUUCUGCGUGUUUUGUCCCGGCGUCCGGUUCGCACACGACACGCGGUUGUGUUUCUGUUUAAUGGCGCCGAAGAGACGAUGUUCCAAGCGGCCCAUGGUUUCGUGACGGGGCACCGAUGGGCGGAUGAGGUGCGUGCCUUUUUGAACCUCGAAUCAGCCGGUUCCGGUGGCAAGGAAGUGUUGUUCCAGGCUGGUCCACAUCAUCCGUGGUUGGUUGAGGCGUACGCACGCGCCAUACGCCAUCCGUUCGCGCAUACGCUCGGUGAGGAGAUGUUUCAGCUCGGGCUCGUACCAUCCGAUACGGAUUUUCGCAUUUUCCGUGAUUACGGUGAGGUGCCUGGGUUAGACUUUGCGCACAUUGCCAACGGGUAUCGGUAUCACACGCGGUACGAUUCGAUCGAGUUCCUGUCGGCGGAGGUUUUGCAGCGCACUGGUGACAAUGUGCUGGCGUUGACGCGAGAACUCGCCGAUGGAGAUGUCCUGGGAGCUUCGGAACCUUUGCCCGUUGGUGAGAGUGUUUUUUUCGAUUUUGUUGGGCUCGCGUUUGUGCACUAUAGCGCCACCAGUGGGCAGUGGAUCAACCUGGUGGUUGCGUUCUUAUCCGUGGUCGUUCCCUUGAUCGGGUUCUUGCGUGUAAGGACGACCUUCGCGGAUGUCCUGCGGGAGGUCACGUUUGGGCUGGUGGCUACUGUGUUGGGAACGGUUUUUAGUCUCGUUUCGUGCACAACGCUCGCUCGCCAGCUGGAUUUUGUCGGUAAAAGCAUGACCUGGUACACGCACACCUCACUCAUCCUGGGGUUGUACUGCUGCCCGGCAUUGCUGGCGCAUUGCUUCGUGUACAUGUUCCUGGGGACUUUCUACUCCAACAUCAAGAGUGAGCUUUCGCUUGGACAAAUGACCCAAGCCAGGCUGGUGGGUGUGAACGUGUUCUGGAGCAUCAUCACACUGGCCGCAACCGCAGCAGGAUACCGAAGUGGUUACAUCCCGAUGGUGCUGCUUGUCUGUUCGCUUGUCUCCACCACGGCCCAACACGUGCUGGGAACGACCCGGACUCUACGCCGGUGGAUCUACGUCCAUCUUGUCUUCCAGCUUCCCGUUUUGUUGUGGUCAACCAACUUCUACAACACCCUCGUGCAGUUGUUCGCACCGAUCACGGGACGGUUUGGAGGAACACGCAAUCCUGAGGUGUUUAUCGCACUUCUGGCCACCUUCGGAACGCUGCUUUGUGGCAGCCAGUUCCUUCCGUUCCUCGGCCAGUUACGCAGUCCUACAAACUUCACCGCGAAGCUUUCGGCCAUCACCGUGCUGGCGUUGGUCCUAGCGUGUGUUAGCCCACUCGGAUUUCCGUACCGGGAUGAAAGCAUGACGUCUCAACCGACACCCCAGCGCCACUACGUUACGCACACCUUCCGCGUGUUCCACGACGAACUGGGUCUGUACAAGGACUCCGACUCGGGCUACUUGCUACAGGAGAUGGACCGAAAUACACGUGCGACAAUCGAGCAGUACGUCAUGAAACCGGGCGAGUCACUGGUUCCAAUGCGCCAGAUGGAUUCCUGCCGAAACGAGCUGUUCUGUGCCGUGCCCUUCUACUCGCUCUGGCACCAGAUGCGCUUCAACAACUAUUGGCUUCCGGGACCGGCGCCUGUCUACGACAACAUGGUGACGAUGGGUUACCUCGGUGAGGAGCAGCUUGGGUCACACACGAAGCGAUUGAUGUUUACGAUGGAAGGUAGCAUACAAUCGUCGAUCAUGAUUGGACCGAAGCAGGGCGUCCAACUGAUCGGGUGGUCCUUGCUGGAUCAUGUGCCACCGCCGGCAAAGUUUGGUGGCCGCGAGGGUCACUUUGUGUUCAUCACCCAUGGGCUGGCGGGAAAAGCGUGGAAUGUCACGCUCGAUGUGCAGUUCGAUCAACCCAAGCAAAAUGGUGAGCUGGUUGACAUCGUGGUGACGACCAAGUUUUGGGAGUAUCAGCACAUGCACACGCCCGACUUUGAUGAGCUGCUUGGAAAGUUUCCAUCCUGGACACACGUGGUCCCCUCGGUUGCGGUAGUAAGCGUGUUUCCUCUGUGAGCAAAACUCUACGCUUAUUAUGUAGCGCUGCCUUCUCGCCACGUCAUGUGUGCGAUUAUGUAAAUUUUAAUAAAGAGCUGAAGCAACA
Messenger RNA from Anopheles nili, 2716 nucleotides. Its product is annotated as endoplasmic reticulum metallopeptidase 1-like. The transcript has 4 exons. Lineage: Eukaryota; Metazoa; Arthropoda; Insecta; Diptera; Culicidae. Gene Ontology annotation, molecular function: metalloexopeptidase activity. The coding region runs from base 1 to 2628 and encodes 875 amino acids. The record is from RefSeq and is a predicted model, not a curated record. Gene Ontology annotation, biological process: proteolysis.